Molecule: messenger RNA, 1107 nt
Organism: Mesocestoides corti
Lineage: Eukaryota; Metazoa; Platyhelminthes; Cestoda; Cyclophyllidea; Mesocestoididae
Source: the annotation of a GenBank genome assembly
AUGCUUUCUGGCAUCAAAGUACUAGAACUGGCGGGCUUAGGGCCAGUAACAAUGUGUGGUCUUUUGCUUAAGGAUUAUGGUGCAUCCGUGAGUCGAAUCCUCAACCCCAAUGCCCCAUUUGUGGAUCACCUUCUUUCUCCUGGAAAGCCGGUCGUUGCAUUAGAUCUCAAGAACUCGUCAGACAGACGAACCCUUCUUGAUCUCUGCAAGAGUGCUGAUGUGCUUCUAGAUCCCUAUCGUCCCAUGUGCCUUGAUCGCCUCGGAUUUCCUCCAGAGGUUCUUCAUAAAGCUAACAAACGACUUAUUUUGACGCGUAUUUCAGGCUACGGACAGCCUCAAGAAAAUGAAGAAAUCGACUACUACCUUCGGCCGGGCCACGAUAUCAACUACCUGGCCGAGUCUGGUUUACUGUGGCUUUUUACAGGAGAAACUUCCGGUCGGCCUGUCCCCCCUGCUAAUAUUAUUGCUGACAUCGCGGGCGGUGCAUUUCCGGCUGCAAUCGGUAUUUUGUUAGCGCUCUACGAAAGAGAAAAGACUGGUGUUGGUAAGAUUGUCGAUGUUGGUAUUGCCGAUGGCGUUUCGUACAUGUCAACUUACUUUCUCGCCUCGUGCCAAGUUAGUGAUCAGAAAGCCUCUAAUACGCCCUUCUCCUUAAUGCACUGGUCUACUCUUGCGCACCAGUGUUCAAGUUUUGUGGAUGGUGGAGCUCCGUUCUAUCGCACAUACGAAACCAAAGAUAAGAAAUACGUCGCUGUUGGUGCCCUGGAACCGCAGUUUUAUGCCAACCUCCUAAAGGCCCUGGGCCUGACGGAGAGGUACGCGCCGCAGCUGGACCGGGCGGCGUGGCCACGCAUCGCAGCCAUCCUCGCGGGCAUCUUCGCGAGCGAGACGCGUCACUACUGGUGCCAGGAGACGGAUCUGGUGCGUUGCGCCUGCCUCUCGCCCGUCUACUCGCCUGCCGAGGCGAUCGAGCGACGCCCCAGGCACCUCUACCGCCACCUCAACUUCUCGCUCUCGCCUCUGGUUGGCGCGACUCGUGACGAGGGUGCCUUCACCAUCCGCAUCCCCCGGCCCUGCCCCCUCCUCUCCAACUUCCCCACCGAUUGA